AUGUCAGAUCAGAAUUAUCGGAAGCCUUUAUUCCUGGCCUUAGCUGGGGCUGUCGCCCUCACUGUGGCCUAUUAUACCUACACGCAAUAUGCGAAGCCCCCCCGGACAGAACCCUCCUCUCUCCAUCGCAGCAAUGCCAUUCGCAGACCGAGGAAUAGAAGGCGCUGGCGUCGUGGCUUCGAGCAAACGAGCCUCGAUCACGAUCCAACUGAGCGAGCACUCGAACAUCUGGAACUGCGAAAUGCAAACAGACAAGGAUAUGGAGAAUACGAGAACAAAUGGUUCUUUUCUACACCAGAGCACACACAAGGGGUGGAUCUGACGCUGAUCCCGUGUAACUUGAGCUCUAUUAACGACUACCUCCUGCAGUCCCCGCCGCAGCUGCUACCCGAUCGACAAGAGGUCAUCCUCUGGCAUCUCCACGGCACCUUUGUCCAGAACUUUCUGCUGGAGGAAUAUCCAGAGGGUUAUAUCAUCGGGGAUGAUAUUUGGAUGCUCGCACAGGCCAUGGAGCGCCUUGGAGUUGCCCCAGAGAGUGUCUUCCAAAUAGCGAAAGCACAUGACGAGGGGAUGCUCAUUUACGCCCCUGAAUGGACCCCAUCAUUUCCCGCUAGACCCGGUCCCAAUGGCAGAAUCCCCCCUGUACAGACUGACGGUGCCAUGGAUCAUGGUGGUUUGGCCCCUCGCGAGGCGCUCCAGGCGUUGGCGGAUCCCGACGAUGCGCAUAGCGACAUUUCUUCAGGUAACAACGGGGAGGAUCCCGAAGGGAGCCAAAACAUGCUUGAUCUCCUUUACCAUAUCGCUGGCGAGCAGGCACGACGAGAAGGCUACAUCCACCGUGGUGUCGAGUGUAACAGCUGCGGCAUACAUCCCAUUCGAGGCAUUCGCUAUCACUGCGCAAAUUGUUUCGACAUGGAUCUCUGCGAAAGCUGCGAGGCUAGCUCUUCACAUGGGAAAGGUCAUGUCUUUUACAAGAUCCGCAUCCCGGCACCAUCACGCGGAAACAUCAAGCAGGUCACCCCUGAGUGGUAUCCUGGCACCCCCAGCGCAUUUCUCUCUUCUCUGCCGAUGAGUGUGUCUAAGCCAUUGCUCGAAGAGACCAGAAUGGAGCGCACCGAGAUGGAUGCGCUGUAUGAGCAAUUCAAAUGUCUUGCCGGCCAUUACUUUCCCGCCGAUCCGACUGGCUUGGGGUGUGCCAUUGAUCGAAAGGGGUUUGAUGCAUACUUCAUCCCUUCAACCGGAGACAAACCUUCGCCGGCGAAUUUGAUCUACGAUCGAAUCUUUGCGUUCUAUGACACGGACCAAAAUGGCCUCAUUACCUUCGACGAAUACAUACGCGGCCUUGCGCGCCUGCAGGACAAGAGCCGAUAUGCGAGGCUGAAACGCAUUUUCGAGGGCUACGAUUUGGAUUCAGAUGGAUACGUUGAUCGCAAGGACUUUCUUCGUAUGUUCCGAGCGUAUUACGCAUUGAGCAAAGAGUUGAGUCGGGAAAUGAUCAACACCCAAGAAGAUUUUGGGUACAACGAAGAAGAGAUCCGAGAAGUCGUCCAUGGGAGCCAGCCCAUCAGUGCUGCUUUUGGCGGAGGCACUCUUUACGGCCACGAAUCUCGAACAGGCCAGGGUAAGCAACGUCAAGCGGAUGGAGAUCUGCAACUUUCGAACGGCACAAGUGGCGUCCUGCAACCUGACGGGGAUAUGAGCGGAGAUCGUGCCCGAGCUAUCGGAAAUGCUGCACUUGGUGAUCGGACCCGGAACCACCCGUUCAGAUCGUUCAGACAGGAGCCUCCGGAGGAUGAGCCGCUGAUGUUACUCCCAAUAGGAAGCAAUUUUAUGCAGUCGGGCAUGGAGCAGGAUGAGGUGACCGAAGAAGAACUUACUGGUCCCGAUGCCCCAUUGCAGACAUAUGCUUGGCCCCCAAUCCGGACACCAGAGCUUCAGGAUAUCACCGAGGCACUUGGACAAGAGGUACCUCUAGAUGAAAUAACAGAUCCGGUUGACAGGACCAGGGUCCUCUUUGCCCAGUCGCAGCGUCUCGAUGCCGAAGGGGACCGAGCAGAGGAAAUGUCACGUGCGAGAGCUGUUGAGGAAAGGUGGCGCCGAAGACAAUUCUAUCUUGAUCGCGAGGAAGGCUUGACGAGACCACCAGGCUACACUGAACCCGACAGUUCAGAUGAGGAGGACGACUUAUCGGAACACAAAAAGAAUGGUCGGAACGACGCCAGUCCUCGGAGAGCAUCUAUGGCGUCAAGAUCAUCUUCCAAAGUCCGGUUUGAUGAUAGUGCCAUCGACGGAGACUGCGAAACGCGCUCAAAUGCUUCAUCUCGUAGCAUUCCUGUCAAUGAAAGAUGGGGCGGCUACGAGCUCGGCCAGGCCGAAGCAGACAUUGGCAAAGACAUCCUCUACCAAGCUGUCCAACAAGGGUUCAACGAGUUGCUUGAUGUGCUAUUCAAGGACGCGGAAGACGAGCACAUGGCUGCAAAGCAGACAGCUGUUGAUCGACAUCGCUUCGAGUACGAAAGACAACAAUUCGAGGAAAUGCUUGAUGAACUGGAUAUUGCAAUCGAUGAGGCGGAAGAAGCUGUGAUUGAGAAAGUAAGACGGAGGAGAGAGAAGGAAGAGGAGCAGAAGCAGUUGGCUCUGAUUGAUGCUGCCUCCGUCCCGAAACUGGGCAAUGAAAGCUCAAUUCCGCAAGAUUCCGAAGAUCAUAUAGGACUGAUGUUCGGCUCUCAAGGUCUGUCCGGUCAAAGGGUAACCCAGAGUUCUUCCACUGAAACAAACGGUUCUUACCGUGACCCGACGCUACCCCAGUUUCGGCCUGACGAAUCGGAACCAGCAAGUCCAGCUUCAAUUGUGUACCCGGAUCCGCCCCAGGCCCCGCCCUUGUUUUCGGAAUUUGGAACCCCAAAUCCAUUUGAAGACGAUCCAGAGAAGGCUCUCAAAAAAUAUUACCUCUGGCUCCGACAUGAUGAGAUCGAUGACGAAGCAGACCGCCGAGGUGGCCCGGGAAAGCUCAGCUUUACAGAGUUUGCACGCAAAAUGGUGUCUGAAGAUGAGACGACCAAGGCUUUAGGGGACAGAGACAAGAGCAAAGGCAGCGGCAAGGACCGAGAUAUGUGGGAGAGCAGUGCUGAUCUAGGCAGGCUGGCCUUUGUGGGCACUUGGUUGGAGAUGGCUAGUUUUUAG
Molecule: messenger RNA, 3183 nt
Organism: Cladophialophora psammophila CBS 110553
Lineage: Eukaryota; Fungi; Ascomycota; Eurotiomycetes; Chaetothyriales; Herpotrichiellaceae
Exons: 1
Coding region: 1-3183 (1060 amino acids)
Cellular component (GO): membrane; intracellular membrane-bounded organelle; cytosol
Molecular function (GO): calcium ion binding; zinc ion binding
Source: RefSeq, a predicted model, not a curated record